Messenger RNA from Brassica oleracea var. oleracea, 1893 nucleotides. Its product is annotated as endo-1,4-beta-xylanase A-like. Gene Ontology annotation, molecular function: hydrolase activity, hydrolyzing O-glycosyl compounds. Gene Ontology annotation, biological process: carbohydrate metabolic process. The record is from RefSeq and is a predicted model, not a curated record. Lineage: Eukaryota; Viridiplantae; Streptophyta; Magnoliopsida; Brassicales; Brassicaceae. The transcript has 6 exons. Bases 17 to 1747 code for a protein of 576 amino acids.
CUUCAUUAUCAUCACAAUGAAGCGUCUUCUUCUGCAGCUGCUUGCCCUCUGGAGCUUUUCUCUAUCAAGAUGUAAUACAACGUUUGUACCGUAUGAUUAUUCUGCAACCGUAGAGUGUCUAGAUAAACCUUUAAAACCACAGUACAAUGGAGGAAUCAUCGUGAACCCUGACCUACGAGAUGGUCCACAAGCUUGGUUACCAUUUGGAAACGCAAAAAUCGAAUUUAAAGAUAUUGGACACGAUAAAUUUGUUGUUGCACGAGAGAGGAAACAGCCUCAUGACAGCGUCUCACAGAAGGUUCAUCUGGAAAAGGGACGUCUCUACACUUUUUCUGCUUGGCUACAAGUAAACAACGGAAAGGCUCCAGUGAGUGCCGUUUUCAAGACGAACGGUGAAUAUAAGCAUGCAGGUUCGGUCAUUGCUGAAUCCAAAUGUUGGUCCAUGCUCAAAGGUGGUCUCACUGUUGAUGAAUCUGGCCCUGGCGAACUCUACUUCGAGAGCAACGACACAAGGGUUGAGAUUUGGGUAGAUAGCGUCUCACUGCAACCAUUCACACAAGAGGAGUGGAACUCUCACCAAGAUCAUAGCAUUCAUAAGGAGAGAAAGAGAACCGUGAGAAUCAGAGUCGUAAACAGCAAAGGCGAGCCAGUGCAGAAGGCAAGCCUUUCCAUAGAACAGAGGAAACUCGGCUUCCCAUUCGGCUGCGAGGUAGAGAAGAACAUACUUGAGAGCCACGCAUACCAAAACUGGUUCACUAAAAGGUUCACGGUGACAACUUUCGCCAAUGAAAUGAAAUGGUACAGCACCGAAGUAGUCAGAGGCAAAGAGGACUACUCGAUCGCUGAUAAGAUGUUGAGAUUUUUCAAGAAGCACGGGGUCGCUGUACGUGGUCACAAUAUUGUAUGGAACGACCCUAAGUAUCAAACUAAAUGGCUAAACGCCCUCUCUAGUCGUGAAUUCUACAAUGCCGUGAAACGAAGGGUUUCAUCUGUGGCUUCACGAUACAAAGGCCAGCUUGAGGGUUGGGACGUUGUGAAUGAGAAUCUUCAUUUCUCGUACUUUGAGAAAAAGAUGAGUCCUAAGGCUUCUUAUAACAUCUUUAAGAUGGCUCAAGCAUUUGAUCCAACGUCAACUAAGUUUAUAAAUGAGUACAAUACGUUAGAGGAACCGAGGGAUUCAGAUUCUAGUCCAGCAAAGUAUUUGAAGAAGCUUAGGGAGCUUAAAUCUAUCGUGGUUCGUGGAAAUAUAUCGUUAGGGAUUGGUCUUGAGUCUCAUUUUAAGACUCCUAACAUUCCCUUUAUGAGAUCAGCUCUUGACAUUCUUGGUGCCACUGGUUUGCCUAUAUGGCUCACUGAGGUCGACGUAGAAGCUCCUAAGAAUGUUCAGGCCAAGUAUUUCGAACAGGUCCUAAGGGAAGGCCACGCACAUCCUCGUGUUAAAGGAAUAGUGACAUGGGCAGGUUAUUCACCAACAGGUUGUUACCGAAUGUGCCUCACUGAUGGAAACUUCAAGAACCUACCCACCGGUGAUGUGGUCGACAAACUUCUGCAUGAAUGGGGAGGCUUCCGCCGACAAACCAAAGGUUUCACUGAUGCUGAUGGAUUCUUUGAAGCCUCAUUCUUCAAUGGUGACUAUGAUCUCAAGAUUGAUCAUCCUCUCACCAAUUUUAAAGCUUCCCACAGCUUUAAGUUGGUUUCUGAUGUCUCCUCAAACACUCAACCAUCAUCUUUUGCCUUUCGUCUUUAAGUAGCCAAGUAUAUAAGAAUUUUAUAUUUCAGUAGCUUGAUUCUAAGUAAGAAUAGUGGCAGAUGUAUAGUAUGUUUUGUUAUUAGUCUAGACAUGGUAUAUAUAUAUCCGUGUCUGCCGAAACCCACAAGUGCUAAUCAUGAGCA